CUAUUGGUUUGCAUUUAAAUAGAGCAGCCAAAAGAGAAACUCCCCCUCUUCUCUGCACUGAGAGAAAAGAAACAGAAAAAGUUUGUUGAUGAAGAAUUGAAGAAGAACAUAAUGAGCUACAAGAAAAUCAGCCUCCUUUUCCUCAUCAUUUCUGCAGCUCUUUUUUCCACUUCUUUUGCAGGCCGAGUUCGUAAAUCGGUGUUGUCAAAUAUAGUGAGCACAAGUUAUGAGGAUUUGGAAUCGUGGGAGGCAGUAAGGCACGAUGAAGAGAGUGAGAUUCAUGGAAGAGUUCUAAAAGUGAAAACAAAUGAUUAUGGAAGAUAUGAUCCUUCGCCUUCUUUCGUCAAGCCUCCUUUCAAACUCAUUCCUAACUAAUAUUUAAACUCAAUAUCUCCACCCACAUCAUCUUAUAAUAUAUAUAUAUAUACUCCUAUGUAAUGUGAAUCUAUAUAGUUAAUUAGUGUGUCACAAAUAUAUAUAUAGUAUUGAUGAAUCCCUUCUUCUCUUGUAAAACGUAUGUCUACGCAUGUACACUGGUAUCAUGAAUGUUGGGUUUUGUUUGUUA
Molecule: messenger RNA, 565 nt
Organism: Salvia splendens (bonfire salvia)
Lineage: Eukaryota; Viridiplantae; Streptophyta; Magnoliopsida; Lamiales; Lamiaceae
Product: protein CASPARIAN STRIP INTEGRITY FACTOR 1-like
Exons: 3
Coding region: 112-375 (87 amino acids)
Source: RefSeq, a predicted model, not a curated record